This is a messenger RNA of Caenorhabditis remanei, 1284 nucleotides long. RefSeq lists its product as uncharacterized. The record is from RefSeq and is a predicted model, not a curated record. Gene Ontology annotation, molecular function: transmembrane signaling receptor activity. The transcript is spliced from 2 exons. Gene Ontology annotation, biological process: hermaphrodite somatic sex determination; hermaphrodite germ-line sex determination. The coding region runs from base 1 to 1284 and encodes 427 amino acids. NCBI's taxonomy places the organism in Eukaryota, Metazoa, Nematoda, Chromadorea, Rhabditida, Rhabditidae. Gene Ontology annotation, cellular component: plasma membrane.
AUGUUAUCCCAGGAAGAAUCUCCUCCCGCUAAAACACCGUUACAAUUCGAAUCAUGGUCAUGGGCUCAAAACGUGCAAUUUUAUCUUGAUGUACCUUCAAACAGGAGAGUUAAAAAUCCUCCUUUUGUGUAUGACAAAAAUGUGGAAUACAAGUAUGGAUGUUUCAAAUAUGGAGAUAAAAUUCUUUCCGGUCCAGUUCCCGUCUCUGCUCCUGUUCUCGAUUUGCCGCCUUCCGUCUCUAAUGGUCACCAGCGAGCACCGAAAGGACAAGGAAUUGCUUCAGAGCAAGAGGAAGAUGAGAGCGAUAGUGAAUGCAGUGACGACGACCUACCUUAUAAAGCAGAAAUAGACGAAGAGGAAUGGAAACGAGACUGUGAAGACGCGGAAUUGUGGAGAAAAGAACAAGAACAGGCGAUGAGGAAUGAAAUAGCAAAGCAAGAAGAAUUGUUGGCAAAGAAGAGAAGACUUGAAACAUCGGUUCCGUACCCGUCGUAUCAUCCCAGAGCAGGCAAUUACAAAUACCAAGUGUGGUAUAAGAAAGGAGCGCCAGACGGUUUUCAAUUAGAUCCUGCAUUUGAAAUCUGUAAAAUCGACAACAAUGCGGAUUCAGCGUCCCACAAAAGGGUGAAGUCUGACUUGAAACAUCUCCCAGUAUGGUUUCAGCUAGAUCCUACAUUCAAAGCCUAUAAAAUCAAUAACGAUGAUGAUUCAGCGUCCCACAGAAUGAUGAAGUUUGCAUUGACGCUCCUGCCACUUAUGGGAAUUGAGAUAUCGGGGGAAUCCGAAACGGUGUUUCAUGAGCACUUCAUCUUGACAAGAGUGGGAAUAGAUAACAUGGAAGUAGAUGACAUUUUCUUCCGUCGCUGUGUCGAGAGAUCGGUACAACAUGAUCCGCCUCUUCUUCUGGAAAUCAUGGAGCAGUUCUACUUCUACUCGGAGAAGAAAGGUCAAAAACAUCCGAUCGCACAAUUCUAUCCACCAAGCUACACAUACGAGAUGAUUGAAUAUUGCGAGGAUCGUUACUGGACUGAACAUCAGGGAGAGUUGCCUGGUCGGCUCAAGUACCCGCAGAAACGAGUCACCUGGGUAGUUGAUCCACCAACUCCUGCUGAAUGGAAAGAGAUCAUGGAUAUUAAAUAUAGUUUUAUUCAACCUGGUGGUGAGAUGUUCGUUCUGAAUUUCGCUGAAACUAAACAAGAACUCAAAUGUUGUGUUGGUUUUGGAUUAGAGUUGGCGGGAUGUUCUGAAAAAACCGUAGAAGUUGGAAAACCGAACAUUGAAUGA